AUGGAGAUCGACAUGCACACCCCCGACGCCCUCAUAGGGUUGGCGUUCGGCAUCCCCACGUCCGCCGGUGACGACGUCGGCCAGGAGAACGGCCACCGCUGGGACCCCAUGGAUUGCGACGAGGCGCCGCUGCCCGCGCGGACGGCACUGAGGAUGGACUGCGACUUCUCCUACCUGCCGGACCACGACGAAGACGCCCACUUCUGCCACGCCAGGGCCGGCGUCGUCGGUGUCGCGGACAGGGUCGGGGGAUGCCGCGGCGACGGCGUGGACGCCGCCGAGUUCUCGCGCGGGCUCAUGGCCAACGCCUACAACGCGGUGACUGCAGCUGCAGGGUCCUCCUCCGGCGUCUGCCCUUACACGCUGCUGGAGAUGGCGUACCAGAAGACGGUCGCGUGGGCCUACGUCGGCGACAGCGCCUUCGCCGUGUUCCGCCGCGGCAGGCUCCUGCUCCGCGCGCUCCCGCAGCAGCACUACUUCAACUGCCCGUUCCAGCUCAGCGCGGUCGGCGGCGACAGGGUGAAGGACGCGGCGGUGGGCGAGUUCCCAGUGGAGGAAGGCGACGUUGUGGUGGCUGGGACGGACGGCCUCUUCGACAACGUGUUCGACGCGGCGCUCGAGGGGAUCGUACAGAGGUGCACGGCUUUGAGUCUCACGCCAGGCAAGAUGGCACAAGCGGUAGGAAGACUUGCCUACGACAUGGCUAGGAGCAGUAGGGAGUCGCCCUUCAGUGCCGCCAGCCGGGAACAACAAGGUACCAACUUCACCGGCGGCAAAAUGGACAAUAUUACUGUCAUCGUCGCCUUCAUUGUAUCGUAG
Messenger RNA from Lolium rigidum, 819 nucleotides. RefSeq names its product putative protein phosphatase 2C 24. Lineage: Eukaryota; Viridiplantae; Streptophyta; Magnoliopsida; Poales; Poaceae. The transcript is spliced from 2 exons. Bases 1 to 819 code for a protein of 272 amino acids. The record is from RefSeq and is a predicted model, not a curated record.